AGACUCAUGUUUUCAUCAGUAAGGAGUCAAGGAGUAGAGUGUUCGGACUGUCUUACUAUUAUCGUAUGAUUUGCUGACUUACUUCUCACCACUGGUAAACGAUAACUAAUAAUUCUGGUGUUUCGCCGACUUAAUUCUCGCCUGGGUAACUUUUCAAGUGACGAUGGCCUUGUUACAGUGCUACAAUAAGGGAUGUGGACUGAAGUUCAACCCUGAGGAGAAUAAUGAUGAGGCCUGCCAGUACCACCCAGGGGCCCCAAUCUUUCACGAUGCGUACAAAGGCUGGUCCUGCUGUAACAAGAGAAGUACAGACUUCACCACUUUCCUAAAUACCAAAGGGUGUGCAAAAGGGCAGCACAAUCCAGAGAAGCCAGUGGAGCAGCAGAAACCCAAGAUUGACCCGGCCACCAAAGACGAGGUCAUCACCGUGGAGGCGCGCAAGGAUGCACCUGCACUCCCAAGACCUCCAUUUGAGACCCCCACAACCCGCCUUCCUGUCACAGUCUCCCAGUCAUUACGGCAGGCUUUAGAAAAGAAAGCCAAAGAAGAACUGAAAGCAGAGGAAGUGGAAGAGGAGGAGAUCGAAACCUCUAUUGAUGGUGUGAAGAUUGGCGAGAGUUGCAAAAAUAACGGCUGCAAAGGGGAGUAUGAAGGUGAGCAUAGCAACUUAGAAUUAUGCAAGUACCAUCCUGGAGUUCCUGUAUUCCAUGAGGGCCUUAAGUAUUGGAGCUGUUGUAAAAAGAAGUCUACAGAUUUUUCUGAGUUCCUUGAACAGGUCGGCUGCUCCACUGGCCACCACUGUUGGAUCAAAACAGAAGCUAGAAAAGUUGCCUCCUGUCGCUACGACUGGCACCAGACUGGCACUCAUGUUAUUGUGUCAGUUUAUGCCAAGCUCUCUGUACCUGCUACCACAUAUGUAGAGGUGAACCCCAUCAGACUCAAGGCCUACAUUGUGUUUGGGGGAGACAAUCUGUUUGAAUUGGAUCUUGAGCUGCAGGGGCUGAUUGAUCCAGCGCAGAGUAGUGUAACCCUGGCAGCUUCAAAGGUAGAGAUUAAACUCAGGAAAGGAGAGCCGAAGAGCUGGAAGAACUUGUACAUAGAGCGAGAACUACCCUCGGAAAACAAGACAGAUGACGAGAAAGCGGAAGAGGUCGAGAUGGAAGAGCGGGUCGAUGCCAUUGAUCUGAGUGACAUUUGAAAGUAGUCUCUUUGGGAAUUGCUUCAGGACUUUUUUAAAAAGCUGGUGUUUACAGCAUAUGAUGUGCAAUGAUUUGAAGCCGACCACUCGUUUUAUUUUGAACAAUACUUGAGAGAUGGCGACUUCUACCAUAUAUCUUUUGAUGCUGACAUUGGAAAACGCUAAGAUAGAAUUUUAAAGAUGAGAAAGGACGGCAACUAAAAUACAGGGUACUGAAGAGUUCUACCAUGGGGUAUCAAGAUUCAUGGUUUAACAAGACAGUAAAACUUGAACUGAUACGCAUUUUCUUGGUAAGCAAGCGUAAAUCAAAACUAUGCUUUGAUAUCAAGGAGGGAGAGAUAGACUGGAUGUCAAUAUUCUCUUAUUCUCAUUAAUUUUUGAAGCUUCAUUGAAAAUCUGGGGGUUUAUAUGGCAAUUAUUUUAUUCAAUUGGUUACUUGAAUCCCAUUGAUUAGUAAAUUUUUAUUCAUAUGGAAUUACUAUUAUUUAAAAGAAAAAGAUAUCUUUGGUUAUGGCUAAUCAUGCACAAAUAUUGAGAAGGAAGAACAACAUGGUAGUAUCUCUUAUGGGUAAAAAGACUGACCUGAUUUGUUCUUUUAGUUGGGAAUUUCUAAUUGUAGAGUAUGAAAGCUGUUACGUGUAAAGGUAUGUGUGUUAAAUUAUUUUGAGGCUUUUUUAUGUUGAUGAAUUUGAGAGUGUUGUAUGUCUCUUAUGAAGGACUGCUUUAAAAAUCAGCUAUGAAUGAAGUGUCAAAGAGUAUGGCUGUACCAAUGUGUAUUUAGAAACAACAACUCUAGGCUUAUGUACCAAAGUUUGUCACAAUUGAAUUGUAUUUUUUGAUUUGUAAAAUUUUAAGAACUUGAUAUUAUGGAAUAUGCAGGUUACUGUUAUGUGGCAUUAGACUAAGAGAUCACAUUAGAAAAUACACAUGUUUAAGCCUAUAUAUACAGAUUUCAGUCUUUUGCUUUCCUGAAAAUUACAGUUCACUGGUAUGGAAAUCAGUGUCUCUCUUAAAAUUUGUUUACAUUAAUUAUUAACUAGAUUUUACAACAUGAGUCUAGCAGAAAAUAUGAAAUGAUUAGCACUGUGCAAAACUUUGUCUGUACUUAAAUAUCUCAGAUUUUGUAUUUUUAUUUCUGGAAUAGGUACAUGACAGUCUGUAUGAAAACCUAGAGAUUACAAAACAGCUGAUAAUA
Penaeus vannamei (Pacific white shrimp) is the source of this 2393-nucleotide messenger RNA. It is a transcript of the gene mora, whose product is annotated as CHORD-like protein. NCBI's taxonomy places the organism in Eukaryota, Metazoa, Arthropoda, Malacostraca, Decapoda, Penaeidae. The record is from RefSeq and is a predicted model, not a curated record.